Colletotrichum orchidophilum is the source of this 3258-nucleotide messenger RNA. Its product is annotated as bifunctional P-450/NADPH-P450 reductase. NCBI's taxonomy places the organism in Eukaryota, Fungi, Ascomycota, Sordariomycetes, Glomerellales, Glomerellaceae. Gene Ontology annotation, cellular component: cytosol. The coding region runs from base 1 to 3258 and encodes 1085 amino acids. The transcript is spliced from 6 exons. The record is from RefSeq and is a predicted model, not a curated record. Gene Ontology annotation, molecular function: FMN binding; flavin adenine dinucleotide binding; iron ion binding.
AUGGCCGCCACUGAGGUGCCCAUACCCGAACCAAGAGGUCUUCCCUUCCUAGGCCAUAUUGCCGAAUUCAAUCCUGAAAACCCGCUGAACGAUCUGCAUCGUUUGGCUGACACAUAUGGUGAGGUCUACCGGUUACGCAUGCCAGGGCUGACCGUGGUUUUUGUUUCCACCAACGCCCUUGUCAACGAAGUGUGCGAUGAAUCACGCUUCGAAAAGUCUCUGAACAAUGUCCUUCGUGAAGUUAGACACAUCGCCAAUGACGGCCUCUUCACUGCCAAACCGGAGGAAGUCAACUGGGGCAUUGCACACAGAAUUUUGAUCCCAGCUUUUGGGCCCGUCACUAUCCGCGGCAUGUUCGACGAGAUGGCCGACGUCGCAUCCCAAAUGGCCAUGAAAUGGGCACGCCAUGGCCCUUCAGCCCCGAUUCGAGUGACGGACGAUUUUACACGUCUAACCCUCGAUACCAUUGCUCUCUGCUCAAUGGACUUCCGCUUUAACUCCUACUAUCGCGAAGAACUGCAUCCAUUCAUUACCGCGAUGGGUGAUGCCCUCACAGAAUGCGGUAACAGGGACAAGAGACCAGCAUUCGCCAACUAUUUUUUUCGGAGCACGGAACAAAAGUUCUUUGCUGAUAUUGAGCUGUUGCGCAAAACGGCUCGAGAAGUCCUCGAAGCGCGCAAAGAGAAUCCCUCCGACAGAAAGGACCUGUUGUCUGCGAUGCUCAACGGCGUAGAUCCCAAGACAGGCCAGAAGAUGACUGAUGCCAGCAUCAUCGAUAAUCUUAUUACCUUUCUCAUUGCUGGCCAUGAGACAACUUCUGGCAUGCUUUCCUUUGCAUUUUUUGAGCUUUUGCGCCAGCCGGCAGCCUACCGAAAGGCUCAGCAAGAAGUUGACGAGGUCAUCGGGCUAGGGCCCAUCACGAUAGACCACCUUUCUAAGCUGCCUUAUUUGAAUGCCGUCCUCCGCGAGACCCUCCGUCUUUGUGCCACGAUUCCCGCUUUCGCUGUCGAAGCCAAGGAGGACACCCUCAUUGGCGGAAAAUAUCCCGUCAAGAAGGGCGAGUCCAUUGCUUGUUUGCUCGGUAAAGCACAACUCGAUCCUAUCGUCUACGGUGACGAUGCCACCGAGUUCAAACCUGAGAGGAUGCUGGAUGAGAACUUUGAGCGUACCCAAAAGGAAUUUCCGAAUUCGUGGAAACCCUUUGGUAACGGCAUGCGCGCUUGUAUCGGCCGGCCGUUUGCUUGGCAGGAGGCCUUGCUCGCCACGGCCAUGCUGCUGCAGAAUUUCAACUUCACCAUGGACGAUCCCAGCUACCAGCUCAAGAUCUCCGAGUCUCUCACGAUCAAGCCAAAGGACUUUUAUAUGCGUGCAACCCUGCGGCACGGCAUGAGUCCCACAGAGCUGGAGCAUCGACUUGCCGGUAGGGGUCCGAACACUGCCAAGUUGGCUCAUCGGCCCUCGCCUUCAGCUCAGGCAAAUGGUCUCCAAGCAAACGGGCAGCAGGCAGCCAAACUUAGUGGUAAACCGAUGAGUAUAUACUACGGGUCUAACAGUGGCACUUGUGAGGCGCUCGCUCAACGUCUUGCGACUGAUGCUACUUCUCACGGAUUCGAUGCCACAGUCGUAGAGCCUCUUGAUACCGCCAGGGAACAACUUGUCAAGAACCAGCCUGUGGUUAUCAUCACCGCUUCAUAUGAGGGCCAACCGCCAGACAACGCAGCUCAUUUCGUCGCCUGGCUUGAGAGCCUAAAAGCUCAGGAAGUGAAAGAUGUCCCAUAUGCUGUCUUUGGCUGUGGACAUCACGACUGGGUACAGACUUUCCACCGCAUCCCGAAGCUGGUUGAUGCCACCAUGGAGGAACACGGGGGUAGCAGAAUCGUACCCAUGGGACUCACUGAUGCUGCGGAAAGAGACAUGUUCUCAGAUUUUGAAGUCUGGGAGGAUGAGAUCCUCUGGCCAGCGCUUGCUGAGAAGUACGGCAUCGCAGAGGCAAAGGAUGGUAACGGCUUGCAAUCUGGUCUGGCUGUGCAGAUUUCCAAUCCGCGCACAUCGACGUUGCGGUCAGAUGUCCAGGAGGCUGUCGUCUCCGAGGAGAAGACACUCACCUCUUCUGGCGAUUCAGGAAAGAAGCACAUGGACAUCCAGCUACCAUCAGACAUGACAUAUAGGGCUGGAGACUAUCUCGCAGUGUUGCCUCUGAACCCACGCAGCAAUGUCGAGAGGGUCUUUCGCAGGUUUCAACUGGCUUGGGAUGCCUGCCUGACCAUCUCUGGUGACAAGCGUACUCCCUUACCAGUCAACCAAACGAUCUCUGCAUUUGACAUUCUCAGCGCCUAUGUGGAACUUGCGCAGCCGGCGACGAAGCGUAAUAUUCUGUCUCUGAUGGAAGCGACUCGGGACGAGGACACCAUCAAGAGCCUGGAGCAGCUCUCUGGCGAUGAUUACCAAGAGGAAAUCACCCAGAAACGGGUCACUGUCCUGGAUCUCUUGGAGAGAUUCCAGUCCAUCGCGUUACCCAUUGGCGCCUUCUUAUCCAUGCUCCCUCCCAUGCGCGUGCGGCAGUACUCGAUUUCAUCAUCGCCUCUCCGCAACCCCUCGCAAGCGACCCUCACCUACUCCAUCCUCGACGAACCCUCUCUAUCAGGCCAGGGCCGCCACGUCGGCGUGGCCACCAGCUACCUCGCCGCGCUCAAAAAGGGCGACAAGUUGCACGUUGCCGUGCGGCCCUCGCACGCCGCUUUCCACCUACCGCGGGAUCCGGAGAAGACGCCGCUUAUCCUCGUCGCCGCGGGGUCCGGCAUCGCGCCCUUCCGCGGCUUCGUCCAGGAGCGCGCGGCGAUGCUCGCUGCGGGACGGACGCUGGCGCCCGCGCUACUGUUCUUUGGCUGUCGGAGACCGGGCGCGGACGACCUGUACCGCGAGGAGUUUGAUCAGUGGGAGAAGAUGGGGGCCGUCUCGGUGCGCAGGGCGUAUUCCCGCGCCGAUGGCGGGGACAGCGAGGGGUGCCGGUAUGUGCAGGACAGGUUGUACCGCGACAAGAAGGAAGUUUCGGAUCUCUGGGCCCAGGGGGCCAAGUUGUUUGUUUGCGGGACGAGGAAUGUGGGCAAGGCGGUUGAGGAGGCGUGUGUGCGGGUGAUUUUGGAGUCGGCUCAGGAGGGGGAGGGCCAGCCUGAGUUGAAGGAUUUGGAUUAUGAGGGGGCGAGGAAAUGGUUCGAGGGGAUUCGGAAUGAGAGGUAUGCGACGGACGUUUUUGACUAG